Molecule: messenger RNA, 192 nt
Organism: Postia placenta MAD-698-R-SB12
Lineage: Eukaryota; Fungi; Basidiomycota; Agaricomycetes; Polyporales; Adustoporiaceae
Exons: 3
Coding region: 1-192 (63 amino acids)
Source: RefSeq, a predicted model, not a curated record
AUGCCCGGCCUGGUCAGCGAUGCCACUCGCAUCUGGGAGCUGAACAUCUAUUGGGCUCUGCACUCCCAAUGCGGGAUUUGGGAUCCAAAGGGCAAGGGCGUUGACAUCUGGGAAUGCAUCCGUCCCCAUAAUUCAACGUCAGGCACACAACCACCAAAUAGCACGUACUGGCGCUAUAUCACUCGCCGAUAG